Molecule: messenger RNA, 1194 nt
Organism: Rangifer tarandus platyrhynchus (Svalbard reindeer)
Lineage: Eukaryota; Metazoa; Chordata; Mammalia; Artiodactyla; Cervidae
Source: the annotation of a GenBank genome assembly
AUGAAUUGGCAUUUCCCCUUCUUCCUGGUGGCCUCCGUGACACUGCCUUCUGUGGGCUCCCAGUUCAACCCUUUGUCUCUGGAGGAACUCGGCUCCGACACGGGCAUCCAGGUUUUCAAUCAGAUCGUCAAGUCCCAGCCUCAUGACAACAUCAUCAUUUCUCCGCACGGGAUUGCGUCCGUCCUGGGGAUGCUACAGCUGGGAGCCGACGGCAGGACCAAGAAGCAGCUCACCACGGUGAUGAGAUACGGCGUGAAUGGAGUCGGUAAGAUGUUAAAGAAGAUCAACAAGGCCAUCGUCUCCAAGAAGAAUAAAGACAUUGUGACGGUGGCCAACGCUGUGUUUGUGAAGAACGACUCUAAGAUGGAAGUGCCCUUCGUCACGAGGAACAAGGACGUGUUCCAGUGUGAAGUCCGCAAUGCGGACUUCGAGGACCCGGCCUCCGCCUGUGCAUCCAUCAACGCGUGGGUCAGGAACGAGACACAGGGUAUGAUCGACAAUCUGCUGUCCCCAGAUCUUCUCAACGGCGCCCUCACCAGACUGGUCCUGGUCAACGCGGUGUAUUUUAAGGGUUUGUGGAGAUCACGGUUUCUGCCUGAGAACACCAAGAAGCGCACGUUUGUGGCAGCUGACGGGAAAUCCUACCAAGUGCCCAUGCUGGCCCAGCUGUCUGUGUUCCGCUGCGGGUCGACAAGCACCCCCAGUGGCUUAUGGUACAACUUCAUCGAGCUGCCCUACCACGGCGAAAGCAUCAGCAUGCUGAUCGCGCUGCCGACAGAGAGCUCUGUCCCGCUGUCCGCCAUCGUCCCUCACAUCAGCACCAAGACCAUCGACAGCUGGGUGAGCACCAUGGUGCCCAAGCGCGUGCAGGUCAUCCUGCCCAAGUUCACAGCUGUAGCUCAAACAGAUUUGAAGGAGCCGCUGAAAGUCCUCGGCAUCACUGAUAUGUUUGAUCCAUCAAAGGCGAAUUUUGCAAAAAUAACAAGGUCAGAAAACCUUCAUGUUUCUCACAUCUUGCAAAAAGCAAAAAUCGAAGUCAGUGAAGAUGGAACCAAAGCUUCAGCAGCAACAACUGCGAUUCUGAUUGCAAGGUCAUCGCCUCCCUGGUUUAUAGUAGACAGACCUUUUCUGUUUUUCAUCCGACAUAAUCCUACAGGUGCUGUCUUAUUCAUGGGGCAGAUAAACAAACCUUGA